Messenger RNA from Paramecium tetraurelia, 517 nucleotides. RefSeq lists its product as uncharacterized. The record is from RefSeq and is a predicted model, not a curated record. Lineage: Eukaryota; Ciliophora; Oligohymenophorea; Peniculida; Parameciidae. The transcript has 3 exons.
AUGCCUCAUGUAUUAGAAGAUUUAAGGAGAGUCUUUCCAAAAAAGUCAUUUCUACUCCAAACCUAUAUGUUAGGUUGUUUCUACUUGAUACAUCAACAACUAAAUAUUGACGAGAAGAAGAAGGAAAAACAGACGAUGCCGAUAUGGAGAUCAAAGUUAAUUGAAAAUCAACACCAACGACAUUUGAAAUAAUUUUAAUUGAAAAUCUUAAUCGAUUAACAAAUACCACUCAAACCUAGACACAAAUCGUCUUAUGGCUUGAUGGAAUUCAGAACACCGCAAUUCGUUGAGUUUCCAAACCUGAAUCCUCCCAACACAACCUCAUAAGUGCAUACCUUACAAAUCGACUCGAAGCAGAUUCAGAAUUUCAGUUUGGAUGACCUAUCAACUAUCGAAAGCGAAUUUGUGCCCGAUUUGAAAACAGACUUGCAAGUGCAGAAGUCUGUAGACAUGACAUAGAGUUGCAUCUUUUGAAUUUGUUUUUUUACUUCUCCUUUUUAAUUAUAUAUAUAUUAUA